AUGCACCAAGCUAAAACCCUUCCCUGCUUUGUCAUGCACCAAAAUCAUAUACAUAGCAUUUGGUUGCUUAAUGCAUUGAUUCUAUUCCUCAUCUUCUCAUUUUGCACAUGUUCUGACACCAUAUCUACUGGCAAAGCCUUAAGAGAUGGGGAGCUUCUUGUUUCUGAAGAUAAAACAUUUGCUCUUGGAUUCUUCAGUUCAGGAAAGUCCACAUCCCGCUAUGUGGGAAUAUGGUACAAUAAUUUGCCAGAAAAAACUAUUGUUUGGGUUGCAAACAGAGAUAAUCCCAUCAAUGACACUUCUGGGGUGCUCUCCAUCAACCCUGAUGGAAACCUAGUCCUCCACCACAACUAUAGCACUGUUCCCAUUUGGUCUACCAAUGUUUCACUCCCCCAACCAAACAGCACCAAUGUUAUAGCUCAACUUUCAGACAUAGCAAACCUUGUUCUGAUUGUGAACAACAACAAUACUGUCAUAUGGCAAAGCUUUGAUCAUCCCACAGACACAUUGCUUCCAUAUCUAAGACUUGGUUUUGACAGAAGAACCAACCAGAGUUGGUUCCUCCAAUCUUGGAUAACAGAUGAUGACCCAGGAAUAGGUUCUUACACAUUGAAAUUCAGCACUAGUGGGAAACCACAAUUGUUCUUGUACAAUCAGAACCUUCCCUGGUGGCGAGGUGGAUCAUGGAAUGGUGAACUAUUGAUGGGUAUACCCAACAUGAAACGAGAUAUGUUAACUUUUAACGUUUCUUUCGUGGAAGAUGAAAACCAAGUAGCACUCUCAUAUAACAUGUUUGAUAGGUCCAUGAUCACUAGGAUAGUAGUUCAGCAAUCAGGUUUCUUUCAAACAUUCACUUGGGAUAACCAAAAGGGUCAAUGGAAUAGGUACUGGUCUGAACCAACAAAUCAAUGUGAUAACUAUGGAACCUGUGGAUCAAAUAGUAACUGUGACCCUUUGAACUUUGAGGACUUUCGAUGUGCUUGUCUUCCUGGGUUUGAACCCAAAUUCCCACAUGAUUGGUAUGAGAAUAGAGAUGAGUCAGGAGGGUGUGUGAGGAAGCGAGGUGUAUCCAUUUGUGGGAAUGGAGAAGGGUUUGUGAAAGUUGAGGGUGUGAAGAUUCCUGAUACCUCAGUGGCAAAUGCCAAAGGGGGUUUGAGUUUGGAAGAAUGUGAGAAUGAAUGCUUCAGAAACUGUUCUUGCACUGCCUAUGCAGUUGCUGAUGUGAGGAAUGGUGGAAGUGGGUGCUUGGCAUGGCAUGGGAAUUUAGUAGACGUGCAAAAACUAAGUGAUCAAGGCCAAGAUUUAUUUGUGCGUGUUGAUGCAGUUGAAUUAGCCAAUUACUACAAAAAGACAAAAGUACUUGGUAAAAAGAGGAUGGUUGGAAUUCUGGUAGCUUCUUCUGUACUUGCCGGUGUCAUUCUCUUCUCCUGUGUGUAUUACCUAUGGAAGAGAAAAGGCAAAGGUGAAAUGAUGCAACAUUUAAACCAAGAAUCUGCACGAGAAGGGAACGAUGUUCAAAGCAACUCACAUCCAAAUCUUCCCUUUUUUAGCUUUAAAUUGAUAAUGGCAUCCACAAGAAAUUUUUCUGAUGAGAAUAAGCUUGGACAAGGAGGAUUUGGCUCUGUCUAUAAGGGUUGCCUAGUCAAUGGACAAGAGAUAGCGGUGAAAAGAUUGUCCAAACAUUCAGGGCAAGGGACAAAAGAGUUUAAAAAUGAAGUUACACUGCUAGUUAAACUCCAACACAGAAAUCUGGUGAAGUUGCUCGGUUGUUGCUUUGAAAAAGAAGAAAGGAUGCUAGUUUAUGAAUACCUACCAAAUAAAAGCUUGGACUUCUUUAUAUUUGAUAAAAAUCAAAGGUCAUUACUGGUUUGGAAUAAGCGCUUUGAAAUCAUUUUGGGGAUUGCUCGUGGUGUUCUAUAUCUUCAUCAAGACUCAAGGCUAAAAAUAAUCCACAGAGAUCUAAAACCCAGUAACGUUCUGCUUGAUGCUGCAAUGAAUCCUAAAAUCUCAGAUUUUGGUAUGGCUAGAAUAUUUGGAGAAGAUCAAAUCCAAGCAAGGACGAAAAGAGUGGUUGGAACAUAUUUUGGUGUCUUAUUAUUGGAGAUUAUCGCUGGCAAGAGGAACACAGAUUGUGAAAUAGGAAGAUCCUCUCCAAAUUUAAUUGGAUAUGUGUGGACACUUUGGACAGAGGGAAAGGCCUUGGAUAUGGUUGAUACAACAUUGGAUCAGUCUUAUCCCCCUAAUCUUGUUUUGAGGUGCAUUCAAAUUGGACUCUUGUGUGUGCAAGAAAAUGCCACUAAUAGACCCUCCAUGUUAGAUGUUGUUUUCAUGUUAAGUAAUGAAACACCUCUUUGCCUACCCCAAAAACCAGCAUUUUUAUUCAAUGGGAACCAAGGUUUGAAAGAGUCAUCAACAUCGGGAGGAGGAUCCUCAAUAAAUGAACAUGCAACAGGGGCAUCAAAGAGUAACUCUAUGCAAUCACCUGAGAAUCUUCCCUGCGUUCACAUGCGCCAAAAUCAUAAACACAACAUUAGGGACCUUUAUUCUUUGAUUAUACUUCUCAGCUUCUCAUUUUGCUCUUGUUCUGAUACCAUAUCUACCGAUAAAGCCAUCAAAGAUGGUGAGCUCCUUAUUUCUAAAGCUAACAAAUUUGCUCUUGGAUUCUUCAGUCCAAGCAAGUCCACAUCCCGCUAUGUGGGAAUAUGGUACAACAAUUUGCCAAUCCAAACUGUUGUUUGGGUUGCAAACAGAGACAAUCCUAUCAAUGACACUUCUGGGGUUCUCUCAAUCAACCCACAUGGAAAUCUAGUCCUUCACCAUAACCACAGUACCAUUCCCAUUUGGUCUACCAAUGUUUCACUCCCCCAAUCAAACAACACCAACGUUAUAGCUCAACUCUUAGACACAGCAAACCUUGUUCUAAUUCUAAACGACACCAAAACUGUCAUAUGGCAAGGCUUUGAUCAUCCCACAGACACCUUUCUUCCAACUCUAAGACUUGGUUUUGACAAAAGAACCAACCAGAGUUGGUCCAUCCAAUCUUGGAAAACAGAUGAUGACCCAGGAUCAGGUGCUUACACUUUGAAAUUCAGCAACAUUGGGAAACCACAGUUGUUCCUGUACCAGCAGAACACUCCCUUGUGGCGAGGUGGAUCGUGGAACGGUGAAUACUUUUCGGGUGUACCCAACAUGAUACGAGAUUUGUCGAGUUUGAACUUCUCUUUUGUAGAAGAUGACAACCAAGUAGUACUCUCAUUUGACCCUAUUGACAAGUCCCUCAUCAUUAGGCCAUUAGUUCAGCAACCAGGUUUCUUUCAAGCCUUCACUUGGGAUAACCAAAAUGAUCAAUGGAGCAGGUACUGGUCUGAGCCAGCAAAUCAAUGUGAUAACUACGGAACCUGUGGAUCAAACAGUAACUGUAACCCUUUAAACUUCGAUGACUUUCGGUGUACUUGUCUUCCCGGGUAUGAACCCAAGUUCCCAAAUGAUUGGUACCAAAAUAAAGAUACCUCAGGAGGUUGUGUGAGGAAUGAAGGUGCAUCCGUUUGUAGGAAUGGAGAAGGGUUUGUCAAAGUUGAAAGCUUGAAGCUUCCUGAUACCUCUGUGGCCAUUGUCCAAGCGAAUUUGAGUUUGGAUGAGUGCGAGAAUGAAUGCUUGAGAAACUGUUCUUGCACUGCUUAUGCUGUUGCUGAUGUGAGAAAUGGUGGAAGUGGGUGCUUGGCUUGGCAUGGGAAUUUAACUGACUCGCAAAUACUUAGUGGUCAAGGCCAAGAUUUAUUUGUGCGUGUUGACGCGGCUGAACUGGCAAUUUACUACAAUAAAACAGAAAGAACACACGGUAAAAGGAAGAUGCUUGCAAUUGUGGUAGCUUCUGUAUCUGCUGCAGGUGUCAUUCUCCUCCUCUGUUGCGUGUACUACCUGUGGAAAAGAAAAGGCAAAGGAGUUUGUGGCAUUGUUACAGACAGGGGUGACUGUGAAGACAGUCUCUCCGAUAAAAUGAUGCAGCAUUUUAACCAAGACUCCCUUACAGAGGAGAACGAUGUUCAAAGCAAUACACAUCCAAAUCUUCCCUUUUUUAGCUUUAAAGUCAUAAUGACUGCCACAAGAAAUUUUAGUGAUGAGAAUAAGCUUGGGCAAGGUGGUUUUGGUUCUGUCUAUAAGGGCAGCCUAGUGGAUGGACAAGAAAUAGCAGUCAAAAGGUUGUCUGAACAUUCAGGUCAAGGAACAGAAGAGUUUAAAAAUGAAGUUAGACUACUAGUUAAACUCCAACACAGAAAUCUCGUGAGGUUACUCGGUUGUUGCUUUGAAAAGGAAGAAAGGAUGCUGGUUUAUGAGUUCCUACAAAAGAAGAGCUUGGACUUCUUUAUAUUUGAUGAAAAUCAAAGGUCAUCAUUGGCUUGGGGUAAGCGCUUUGAAAUCAUUUUGGGCAUUGCUCGAGGUAUUUUAUAUCUUCAUCAAGAUUCAAGACUAAAAAUAAUUCAUAGAGAUCUAAAAGCCAGUAAUGUUCUUCUUGAUGCCGCAAUGAAUCCCAAAAUCUCAGAUUUUGGAAUGGCUAGAAUAUUUGGAGAAGAUCAAAUACAAGCUAGAACGAAUAGAGUUGUUGGAACAUAUGGUUAUAUGGCACCUGAAUAUGCAAUGGAAGGACGGUACUCAACAAAAUCUGAUGUGUUCAGUUUUGGAGUUUUACUAUUAGAGAUUAUUGUUGGGAAGAAAAAUACAAAUUAUGAAAUUGGAAGAGCCUCCCCAAAUUUAAUUGGACAUGUGUGGAUACUUUGGACAGAAAGCAGGGCCUUGGAUAUAGUUGAUUUUACAUUGGACCCUUAUCCUCCUGAUCUGGUUCUAAGGUGCGUUCAUAUUGGACUCUUGUGUGUGCAAGAAAAUGUCAUUGAUAGACCAUCCAUGUCGGAAGUUGUUUUCAUGCUAGGCAAUGAAAUACCUCUUCCCCCACCCCAAAAGCCAGCAUUUUUAUUCAAUGGGAACCAAAAUUUGCCAGAGUCAUCGAUAUCUGCAGGAGGAUCUUCAAUGAAUGAAGUAACAGAAACAACCAUCAGUGCUCGCUAA
Abrus precatorius (Indian licorice) is the source of this 5061-nucleotide messenger RNA. RefSeq lists its product as uncharacterized. The transcript is spliced from 15 exons. Lineage: Eukaryota; Viridiplantae; Streptophyta; Magnoliopsida; Fabales; Fabaceae. Gene Ontology annotation, molecular function: protein kinase activity; ATP binding. The record is from RefSeq and is a predicted model, not a curated record. The coding region runs from base 1 to 5061 and encodes 1686 amino acids. Gene Ontology annotation, biological process: recognition of pollen; protein phosphorylation.